This is a messenger RNA of Acanthaster planci (crown-of-thorns starfish), 2625 nucleotides long. RefSeq lists its product as uncharacterized. NCBI's taxonomy places the organism in Eukaryota, Metazoa, Echinodermata, Asteroidea, Valvatida, Acanthasteridae. The record is from RefSeq and is a predicted model, not a curated record.
AACCCGAAAGUAUUAUGAGAAAUAUGAAACUUUUAUUGGGCCGGCUUAGCUGUCCACUGACCAGCUAAAACUGGAGCCCACGAUGACAGCGAGAAAACAUCUUGCAUGUCUUGGGCUGGUGGGACUCCUGUUGACUGUCACCGCUCUUGCGUUCCUGAUCAGUGUUGACCGUAGAGAAAAGAACUCUCUUCCCGGAGCGGCUGUCCGCGACCGAUUCCCGGAACUUCCUGGACGAAACUCGGAUGGUAGCGGCCGUCGUGUCAGAUCCUUCCUACGGGAGCCCCCCCACCCGCAACCAAGGGACGAUAACACAAACCCUGACGAACCCAACCCCGAGCUCCUCAAACGAGUCCCCCGGGGGAGGAGCGUGUGGGAGGCGCUAUUCCGCCGACGAUUCCGUGGACGGGACCGCGGUACGCCGAAAGACUCCGCGCAUCUGGCCAAAGACGCGACCAACAGCACGGUUGCUGUACCUCCGAAGGCGAGGCGUAAAGGGGCACGCUCCAUUCGCCGGGCACUGAAGAAAGGCUUAAAGGGGCGAUAUGUUUUCAACGGGAAAGUAUACGGUUCACCGCCUAAACAAGAACCAUCGCAAGUUAACGCCACUUCUAGGCCACCAAGAGUCAUCGAUUAUUUGGCACAUCUCCGCAACCGACCCCUGACCCCCGAGGAAGCGCGGCACCAGCAGCGGCACUACGUGGAAAACGAGCAAUACCAGCUGUACGUGGCGCGGAAGAAAGAGGCUAAGGAGAGCCGAGAGAAGCUGAAGGAGAUGAUCAAGAAACAGAAGGCGAAGAAAAGGCCAAACUUUAAAAGCAUCGGGUCUUCGAAAUAUGCAAAGUUCCUGAAGAGUUUCAAGAAAAAAGGAGGGUUUCCAGUGGGCAAGCCAAAGAUGGCGCCGAGAACAGUGCCCUACCGCGCCACCACGUACCAUCGGGGGGCCAGCCGGAAGACGGUGCGAAACCCCUGGGCUUACAAGCCUCGAUGGCAGCCGAUGGUCGUCUCGAAGAGGCGACGGGUGUUGCCGUUCAGACGCAAUAGGACGGGCAGGUAGGCCCUGGAAGCUUGAAACGAGCCUGGAUAAUUUGAAAGUUCCAACUGAAGCCUUCGAAUUCACCGUCUGAAAGUGACGACAAGAGAACACGGCAAUAAGUGGGCGGGGUCGCUCCAAUUAUUGGCAGAUAGAGGAGGGGUCAUAAGCCCCUUCCCUAAAAUAGAGAGUAGUGAAACUGAGCCUAGUCAUAAUCUUUCCUCAUUCUCUCUCCCCGAGAAUUGGGUUCUGAAGACAGUGACCACCGUUUGAACCCCUAUCCAUUUUCUGCUCAGUAUAGUUAUAUUCAAUGGAUAGUUCCCGUAGCUAGGCUCAGUUUAGCAUGGGAAAUAAUUGCAUUAAAUUGGCGAUACAUCACGGUCUGAUUAGUUAAGAUUAUUGCUGUGAAGUCAUUCGUUUGUUCGAUACUGUAGUUUCGUAGGUUACGAAGUUACAGCUUUUGCUUCCAAACAAUUAUUGUAGAUUUGUAAUUAUCAACUGUAAAUUAGAUUCGUCACGAAUCCACAGGAAUUGUAAUUUUGUAAAACGACGAGGAAGGUUUCCUCAUAUUUACUCCUCUCCUCGUUUCUAUCAAAGUGAAAAGUUGGUCUGCCGUGACACUGAUUCUACUGGGCCUCGUAAUGGGUAUAGUUAAAAAUUUAACAGCUACCGGGAACGCCCACACUCCGGACUUAUUGUGUAUGUUUGUCUUUCUCCAUAGAAAAUGACGUAUAGUUUGUUAUCUGUCGUGUUUUCAAGAUCAAUGCUUUAUAAAGCAAAAUUUUCAACAAGGAUUUGAAUUUUCUCUUCACCUUUCAAUAAGAAAUAAUUUGAUGUGUUUUGGCUGCUGUUCUGUAAGUAAAUGUUGCCCAGGCCUUUUUUUACAAUGUUGGAUUAUCGCUUAAUUGAAUUGACACAAACUCAUGUAAUCUUCUAGUUGUCCCAAGAUCACACCGGUCCUGAGGUGACAGAUCUGUCGGAAUCGCUGCUCCCCGAGUGUACGGUCCAGUAUAUGUAUCAGUUCAUUUAAAACGUUCCUGUAUAAUCAUCUGAUUGAAGUGUUAGUCUGUAAAUCGUCUUGUUUUGCUAAUGUUUGUAGCGCUAUAAGCAAUUUUAGGUGGAUAUGUGCGCUUUACAGAAAUUUUUCAAUGUUAUUAUUUAACUCCAAAAUUGGCAUCGCAAUUUGAAGCCAAAGUUGUUCAUUCUCCAAAUGAAAUAGCAGUUUGUAGUGAGGGUGCAUUCUUCAAGUAGCACAAAUCUACAGUUCCUGGUCCGUUCUCCUGGACAGACUUAGAUCAAAGACCUUAUCUUAUCACACUUACAGCAUUUAUUGGACUGUACACAUUAUUCCUAAAGAAUACAGCACGUCUAUAUUUUCAGUAAUGAAACUUGGAAAACUAAAUAACAAAAACUUGUUGACCCAAUCAAGAGGUGUGAAAGGUAUGGAUUUUAAACCAACAAAGUCAUCAGAACUAAACAACACACAAUAUUUUUUAUGAAAUAGCUACCACGCAAAAGACACUGGGUAAAGUUCCAUUAAAAGAAAUCUCAACAUGAUUUGCAACGCAGGAAGAAAUAAAAUCAUGGAAUUGGUA